Messenger RNA from Orbicella faveolata, 3838 nucleotides. Its product is annotated as patatin-like phospholipase domain-containing protein 4. Gene Ontology annotation, biological process: lipid homeostasis; triglyceride catabolic process. Gene Ontology annotation, cellular component: membrane; cytoplasm; lipid droplet. Lineage: Eukaryota; Metazoa; Cnidaria; Anthozoa; Scleractinia; Merulinidae. Gene Ontology annotation, molecular function: triacylglycerol lipase activity. The record is from RefSeq and is a predicted model, not a curated record.
UUCCCCUUUUGGGCCCCUUUUUGGUUUGAAACACUCUACAAUAAACUACUGGAGGAAGAUGUUUAUUUCCUCUUACUAGAAACGGACGACAUUUUGCUCGCGAGGGCUUAUUAUGCAACCGUGAUUUGGAUUCAAAUGUGUCGGAUGUCCCAGAGGGACCCAUAAUCCCUCUGUGAGUGUGGUGCUAAAAAGGUACCGAUUGCCACGCAGAUAUGAAUAACCCGCAGGCUGCUGCUCUCCCAUAGGGGAAUGUUGCCUUAAUACUCCUUCCAAACCUACAAUCCCAGGUGCGAAAACUCAAAAUCUAAGUGUUUAGCUUAGGUAAUUCAGAUUAUUCCGCUGAUAGGUGGGAGCUUCGGGAGUUCUGGGGUUUUCAGUAACUUUGAGGCCACCCAGGUCAGCUUUUGAGGUUUGAGAUUCGCGCCCUUUUUGACCGGAAGUUUAGGUGACCAGUCAGACGCGAAACGUGAGGGUCGCUGAAGGUGAUUUCCGGUCACAUGCGCAAACAUGAUGUCACAAUCGCCAGAAUCAAUGACGAGCAAAAAAUUUUUUUUGUUAACAAAACUGGCAGUAGCUCUAGCAGAAUAUUUCUGAGAGAUGGAAGAUACUCAAGACUUGAACCUUACUUUUUCCGGCUGUGGAUUCUUGGGAAUGUACCAUAUCGGAGUGAUGUCUUGCCUCAAACAAAACGCCGCCGGCUUUUUGAGAAGGGUGAAAUGUUUCGGCGGAGCGAGCGCAGGUGCCUUUGCCGCUGUAGGUCUUAUCGUUGACUUGGACAUUAGCGAGGUCGCCGAGUCAGUUAUAAGACUCGGAAAGAGAGCAAAGUCUCUUUCAUUAGGACCACUUCAUCCGAGUUUUGAGAUAGUCAGAACUAUUCGGAGAGCUUUUGAAAAAAUGCUACCAGAAAACGCACAUGAACUUGCCAGCGGCAGAUUGCACAUUUCAUUGACCCAUGUCCCAGAUUGUCAAAAUGUCAUUAUAUCCGAAUUCUACUCCAAAGAAGAUCUUAUUGAGGCAUUAGUAGCAAGUUCUUAUGUGCCAUUGUAUUCAGGAAUCUUUCCAGCAGUGUUCAGGGGAAAGUACUACAUAGAUGGAGGGAUCUCUGAUAAUCUUCCUCAGCACUUCAAGGAAGGAGAGACCAUCACAGUGUCACCAUUCUGUGGUGAACAUGACAUUUGUCCAAAGGAUGUUUCAUCGAAUGACGCUCAUAUUGAACUAUGCAACACCAGCAUGCAAAUCACCAGCAAUAACUUGGAGAGAUUGACAUAUGCAUUGUUUCCUCCUGAUGAAAUAGUGUUGAGCAAUAUAUGUCGGCAGGGGUACAGGGACACACUGAGAUUUCUAAAGGAGCACUAUCCUAAUAGGCUAACAAAGGAGGCAGUGAGAACUGCCUCCGUGGCCUUGAAUCUUCCACCAUGCGACAAUAAUUUGUCUGCUUCUUGUCAAGAAACAAGCUUCAGUCGUCGAACUAGCUGCAGUUCACAAAUAUCGUCAAACUGCUUCUCCUGUAGCUAUAGUGACAUUGAAGUUUAUUCAGGAUCAGAGAGUGAAACAGAGACUGAUGAGGAGGAAGGGGAAUCACAACUUUCCAUGAUACUGGUCCGUGCCAAUGAAGCUGCCACAGAACGAGAGCUUUGGUCGUGCUUUUUACUUCGCAGAUCAUUUUUUGUCUUGGAUGUCUUUACAAAGCCAUGUGUCAUUACUAUCAGACAAGUCUUGGUCAUGCUCAAAAUAUUUUUGAAAUCACUGACCAAGUUAGAAAAGACAGGAAACUGGUAUUUUGAUGAGCUGCUGUCAGUCCUCACCACAAUGUUCCACACCUAUGAAGAUAAGCACCGAGUAUUGGUAAGACAAGGGAAAUCUGAAUUACCAAUCACAGAUCUUUCAAGAGGAGCUCAUGGAUCAUUGCUUACUUCAUCUAAGUGGACACAAAAACUUAAUGAUAAUUCUAGGAGUUUCAAAGCAAGGUGCUGUUGUACCUCAGAAGGUCUGUCUACUUUUACUUGUGAAGAGUACAUAGUAGAUGUCAGAAGUAAUGCAUGUAAGUUGGUCAUGGAUGCGGAUGACAGCAGUGAUGACAGCUUUCCUUUGAACACCAACGCUUUGCACAGGGAACUGCAAGAGUGCCUUGCGGAAACCAUAAGCAUGAUGGAACAUCAUUUUGGUGACAGUUAUACAGGAAAGGAAUUCAACAAUGAAAAGGAUGAAAGCAAAAGUAAUUCAUGUGGUGCAGUUAGGGCUGUGGGUGAGUCAUGGUGCUAAGUGUCUGGCUGUUGAUGACUGUGAUGCGUAUGUGAUUCUUGAAGGAUUUGAGUGACACUUAUGACUUUGUCUAAAAACGUUAUCAUUACUAUAUUUAAAAGGAAUCCAUAUUUAUUGCGCUUAAAGUGCAUUUUUUCCUUGAAUUCUUCAAGUAAAGUACAUGUACUUUACCUAUAAAACUUGAAGUUGAAGAAAGGUCCUGGAUUACCCUUAAAAAAUUAUGUAUAAAUUUAAUGUGGAUAAUUUGGUACCUCAAUUGUAAGAACUUACUUGUUAUACUGGUAAAGGUACAUGUAACUUACAUAGAUGACAAGUAAAUAAGACGGUCAUCAAAAUGGAUGAAAUUGAAUACCUAUAUCAGAGAUACUUUGUCAUAAUUAAUUCCAGUUUUCUAUCAUUUGUUCAUUUUUGUUCUCUGAGGAGUCAGUUCAAUUCUUUUGAUACUUCACUGUUAAAUAAUACUAUUACUAUUAUUUUCCCAAAUUAUUGAAUACAAUAACAAAGUGUUAAUAGUAUUUAUUACUGAUGAAUGGAUCCAAAGCACAAAAUGUAAAAUUAUGUGCAUGCCUUUGUUUCAGCCGAUCUGCAUAUCUUUGUUCCAUAUUUAAUUUGCAAUAACAGUUACUAUGUAAUGAAUGCAGUUUCAAAGUUCUCUUUACAAAUGAUGAAAUUAUUUGUGUUUACAGGUUUAGUAUACAGUAAAUAUUGCAAAAUUAUACUGAAUUUUACAAAGCAUGAACCUAAACUAAAUAAUCAUCUUGAUGAAAGAAACUUCACAAAUCUUGGUAAUGUGGUGUUAUCAUGAGGUUUUCUGUAAACAUUAAUAAAUGUGAACUAUUUAUGACCCUAGGAAUCCCCUAGGCUUAAUCAGAAUCUAAUUUCUGCUAAGUUAUGCUUCAGCCAAAUGUGAUCUCACAAGGCAGUGCGCAGUUCAUCAACUAGCGUUGUAAGAUAUUUCUAAGGAGGCCAGCACAUGUAAGGCGUAAAGUAUUUCUAAAUUCAGUUCUGUCAUAUUUUGAUUAAAAAACUUCAUAAUUUAAUUUUCUAUGGUAUGUGUUAUAGGUCAAAUGACAAUUAAUGACAUUAAUGGUUGAAUGCCCAGUGGUAUGUCAUUUGUGACUGUCUGAAUAAAUCUUGGGAUUGUUUCGAAAACAGUGUGGUUUGAGUGAAUGUUAUUUUUUUUUAACUUCAUCCUUUUUUGAUAUGGUAAAACAAAAUACUGCAACACCCAAAUCAUUUUGCGGAGGUCUGGGAACAAGAAUGGCUUACCUUGACAUCAUGACGAUAUAGCCAGUUGCAAGCACUACAUGUAUAGCAAUGGCAAGCAUAUUGUUAGAAAAGGUAAACACUGAUGAUAUAUCAUUUUCAGGUGGUUUUUUAUAGCUGCUCUGUUCUCAAAGAUUUUGUCAGGGUCCUGUUUCUCGCAUAAAUUUUAAAAAAAUUUGUGUCUCAUAUACUUUUUCUAAAAGAUGUAUUCAUAACUUCUCAAAUCAAAGUUGUCUUUUCUCACACCAUGCACUAAUAGGCCCUUUGCAGCUAAGGCAUCAUGGGACCUACUUUUCAUAAAAUUAUGUGC